This is a messenger RNA of Diospyros lotus (date-plum), 1420 nucleotides long. RefSeq names its product NAP1-related protein 2. The transcript is spliced from 10 exons. Bases 146 to 958 code for a protein of 270 amino acids. The record is from RefSeq and is a predicted model, not a curated record. NCBI's taxonomy places the organism in Eukaryota, Viridiplantae, Streptophyta, Magnoliopsida, Ericales, Ebenaceae. Gene Ontology annotation, cellular component: chromatin; nucleus. Gene Ontology annotation, biological process: nucleosome assembly. Gene Ontology annotation, molecular function: chromatin binding; histone binding.
UACUCUUUUUUAAUCCCAAAACCCUAAACUCAUAUUCGCUCCUCUCUCUUCUCUCCCUCCCCUCCCCUCCUCUGUCUUGCUCCGUGGUUCUCUGUGCGUGGCGCUGUGAAUUAGAGGGGGAGAAGUGACCUAGGGUUUGUAGCAGAUGGCCGGGGACAAGGGCAAGAAGCUCAAGGUUGGAGAGGAAAACGCAGAGCACAACAUUGACGGAGACCUAGUCCUCUCCAUCGAGAAGUUGCAGGAGAUCCAGGACGAGCUUGAGAAAAUCAAUGAAGAAGCAAGUGAUAAAGUAUUGGAAGUAGAGCAGAAAUACAAUGAGAUACGCAAGCCUGUUUAUGACAAGCGGAAUGAUAUCAUCAAAGGGAUUCCAGACUUCUGGUUAACUGCUUUUUUGAGUCAUCCUGCUCUUGGUGACCUUUUGACAGAAGAUGACCAGAAGAUAUUUAAGUAUCUAACUUCACUUGAAGUGGAAGAUUUUAAAGAUGUGAAGUCAGGUUACUCUAUUACAUUUAAUUUCAACCCGAAUCCAUACUUUGAAGGCACAAAGCUAACAAAGACUUUUACCUUCCUUGACGAAGGAAUAACAAAAAUUACUGCAACUUCAAUUAAGUGGAAAGAGGGCAUGGGAAUUCCCAAUGGAGUUGCUCACGAGAAGAAAGGUAGCAAGCGGCCUCAUGCAGAUGAAAGCUUCUUUACGUGGUUCAGUGAAACUGAGCAGAAAGAUGAUAUGGAUGAAAUUCAGGAUGAGGUCAAUUUGUUGCUUUUGCAGGUUGCAGAGAUAAUCAAGGAGGAUCUAUGGCCCAAUCCACUCACUUAUUUUAACAAUGAUGCUGAUGAAGAAGAUGCCGAUGGGGAAGAAGGUGAUGAAGAGGAAAAUGGCGGUGAUGGUUCGGAGGAGGAUGAUGAAGAGGAUGAGGAAGAGGACGAUGAUGAGGGUGAGGAUGAGGAUGGAAACUGAACCACAUCAGCAACUGUCCUAUUUAUUUUGGGGUUUCACUGCUUCAAUAUGGCUUUGUAUAAAGGGGGUUGAUGAAAGUCGGAAAGGAACCAAACAGGUGGAUUGCCUGCCGUGGUAGCUGGGUAGGGGUAGACAUGCACGUGCUACCAUAUUAUUAUCAGUUAGAGGGUGGUGGUGGUUGUAUUUUAUCGUAAUUUUUCUUCUUCAUUUUAAGGCAUUAUCUUCUUGUUAACUGAGUAGGUUUUUAUGGACAUGGGUUUGUCCUCCCUUCCUGGUGUCUGUAGUAGGUAAAAUGAAUUGAUGAGAGGGUAUUCUAGUAUUCUAGCAUUUUCAACUUCUAUAAUAUGGAUGAACUGCUUUGGGAGGAGAGAGUUGAAUUGAACUGCUGCUGUAUGUAAACCAAAAAGAAAAAUAUGCUCCUUAUAUGACUUUGCUUUAUGGAGAUUUUUAUGUCAGUAUCUA